AUGGCCCUGAAGCGGAGAGACGCGGCCGUCGCCAUGGUGGCCACCCUCGUCGCCUGUGCCUAUGCGGCGAGCUGGUGCGCCCUUUUCCGCUGGGCAGCGUACGCCUUCGCGGCUGGCAUCGCCGCUAGCGUCGUCGGCCUCGUCGCCUUGCUGCUGCUGGCCUCGCGACGGCCUCGGCGGCGCUCGUCGCGGCCCCACGGCGUUUCUUUCCUCGACGCCCGCCGCUGGCGCUCCGAGGUCGAGGCUCUGCGGCGCCGCCAAACAUACGCCAAACCGACGCUCGAGCUCGCCUCGCCGCGUGUGGCGCGGGCCGUCGAUGGCCUGCUCGACCUGAUACUCCGCGACUUUGUGCGCACAUGGUACUCGCACAUUAGCCGCAACCCCGUUUUUCCCGACGAGGUGGACAGGUCGGUCCGCUUGGCCUUGUCGAGCCUGCUUGCGUCGCUGAGCCGCAAGGACCUGGCCGAUGUCGUCACCAGCCGCCUCGUGCCCAUCUUGACGACUCACUUCCGCGACUUUUACGACGCAGAGAGGUCCAUCCGCGGGAGGAAGCUCAACCGAUCCGUCACCGAGUCCGAGGAGCUCGACCUCGCCAUCGCCUCCAAGUACAGGGAUGGCCGCCUGCACCCGGCCGCCUCGCUCUCCUUUCCCGACACCAAGAUGAUCCAGCAGGAGUACCUCCGGUCGCUCGUCGCGCGCGUCAUGCCCCGGGUGCUUCCCGAAACCAUGCUCUCCAGCCGCGCCGUCUCCAUCCUCGUCCGCGAGAUCGUUGCCUGCGCCGUGCUCUUCCCCGUCAUCCAGCUCCUCUCCGACCCGGACACGUGGAACCAGCUGAUGGAGAGCUACGGCCGCUCCAUGCUCCUCGACAGGUCCACGGUUCGCAAGCUCAGGGCGGCCCUCGACCAGCACUCCCAGCCCACGCCGCCUCGGUCCGCAAAGUCCGCCGCAGCGCCUCGCCUCGGCCCGGGAGAUAGCGAACGCAAGUUUGAAAAGUUCAUCCGUGGCAUCCGCAAGGUCAACAACCUGUCCGAUGCGCGCCGCUUUCGCAGUGAGGUCGUGAGCCAACUCAAGCGGGACUCUCUGCAGGAGAACCAGGACCCAGUCUAUCUGCGCCGCCUCGAGAUGGGGAAGCGAAUGCUGGAUCAGACGGUCAACCUACUUGCCGCUGGCGGCGACCAUCGUGCCCCCCCACCUCUGCGCUCGUCGUUUUCAACUUCUGCCCCUACUUCGCGGCUGGAGAAUGCUUCUCUGGUCGAGCUGCUGCGGGACCCUUCGGGACUGUCGUACUUUAUGGAGUUCAUGGACCGCCAGCAUCUCAUGUCGCUCGUCCAGUUUUGGCUCGUCGUGGACGGUUUUCGCAAUCCGUUGGAAGACGACGGGCAAGAGGAAGACGAAGGCGAUGAGUCCUCGUCCAACUUGCCCAUGUGGAAUCCAUCAGACCGGGUGGAUCUGCAGCAAAUUCACCAGGCCUAUCUGUCAAAGCCCGAACUCAAAGUGCCCGAGUCGACCAGAAAGGAGGUUCGCCGGUUUCUCCAGGCCGGCAACUCUGCGACGCCGGCUCAAUACCACAAAGCUCGACGAGCCAUCCUCACAGCUCAAAGCGCCGUGCUCGAGGAGAUGCAGUCUCGCUACUUUCAGGCAUUCAGGAAAUCCGACUUGUACUACAAAUGCCUUGCCUCUCAAGAAUCGUCUAAUGCGAGUAUGCCCCCUACCCCCGGCCCAUCGAGCCAUUUGGAGCCGCAGCUCCAGCAACAACAAAAUCAUCACCAUCAACCAUCGUCAUCGCGAGCAACCCAAUACCAGCAGACCAAGCCCAAGCCCGUUGCCAGACUUGCGUCUGCCCCGCCGGGAGCGCCCCGACGGUCGUUGGAAGAGAGUUCCCCCAGCCCUCUUUUCGACGACGACGACCUGGAGCACGAUGGCAUGCUGGACUCGGUGCAGAGUCUUGAUUCGUACGUGCCGGCGCACCCGGUCCCAGACACCCAAGUCGUGCAGGCUGUCGAGCAGGCUCUAAACAAUAUUUUGGACGACAACGGGCCGCAGACGGCCGAGGAUCUCCGUGCGUCCUUGUUCGGCACAGAGGACAAUGAUUCCAGCUUCCUGACGGGUCGCGAGAACGACUCGAGCCGGGGCUCGAUCGAUGCUGGCAAGACUUCCAUCUUGAGCAGGGACUCUGACAAGCCCAGCCUCUCCUCAUUAGGCCUGGUCAGCGCUGCGUCACGCAUUGGGGUGUUUGUCGACGACGAUCUUUUCGACGACGAUGAAAAGGAUCUGCCCGACGAGCCUGAAGAGGAUGGGGUGGGUGCCGCGGACGACAAAGACCAAGUACACGAGGCCGCACCCGGGGACCUGGGCCUCGCCGAGGCCAUCACAGCCUUGACCAACGACAUUGACCGUCUGGUGGCGCAAGAAGCCGUGGUGGACUCGUUGACAAAGAAGGCCGAGCUAACAAACAACACGUCGGAGCUGCGGAUUCUUCGCAAGUCAAAGGCGAGUCUACAGAGAGAAAUCAGGCGCAAGGAGCUCCAGCGCCAGCAGUACGUGGUGCAAGAAAGCGACAACAGCCUCUACGGACGCUCGACCAUUAAGAUUAAAUCGAUCCAGGUCCAGCGCAAUGCGGGAGAGCAGAUGCCCGCGGCGUCGUGGAUAGUUACGAGGAGGUAUAGCGAGUUUCACGACCUUCAUCAGAAGCUACGGUCGAGGUAUCCGUCGGUCCGGGACCUCGAGUUUCCCAGGCGGCGCAUGGUGAUGAAGUUCCAAAGCGAGUUCCUCCGCAAGAGGAGGGCGGCGCUGGAAAAGUACCUGAGGGAGCUUUUGCUGCUGCCGGAUGUAUGUCGCAGCCGAGAGCUGCGCGCAUUCCUGUCCCAGAGCGUCGUUGCGCAGGGCCAGGACCUGAUGGAUCGCGAGGACAAGAAGGACAUGAUGACGCGCUUGUACGACUCGGUGGCAGACGGCAUGGACGACAUCCUGGGCAAUAUCCCCGUGCUUGACCAGAUAUCCGUCGCGGGGCAGAAUCUCAUUGCGGCGGCGACGAGCCAGUUGAACUCGAUUCCGCUCGGCGUCAACGAGGAAGUCUUUCCGGCCGCCGAGGCCGAGGCCGAGCUCAACGCGUUUGAGGACAGGGAGCUCGAGCCCUUUAUCAAGCCCAUCUGCGACAUCUUUCUGGAGGUCUUUGAGCUCAACAGAGGGAACAACUGGCUGCGCGGGAGAGCGGUGGUCAUGGUGCUCCAACAGCUGCUCGGCGGGACGAUUGAGAGAAAAGUGCGCGACAACGUCAAGAUGCUGGUUCAGGAGGAGUCGAUUCUGCGAUACGUGGGCAUGGUGUCGGACGGACUGUGGCCGGGCGGAGAGCUUCAGCGGGACCGUCCACCUCGGGGAACGGCGGAGAGGAAGAAGACGCGCACGGAAGCGAGCCUGAUGCUGGCGACGCUGGUGCCGGACCUUGCGGCCAGCGUGGUCGGAAGGGUCAACGCGCAGGCGGCCAGCCGGCGCAUAUUUGCGACGUUUAACAACGUACGACUCAAUGCCCAUCUCGUGUUUACCGUGCUCGACGAGGUUGUGUCGAUACUCUUCGACGAGACCUAG
Hirsutella rhossiliensis is the source of this 3585-nucleotide messenger RNA. RefSeq names its product PXA domain-containing protein. The coding region runs from base 1 to 3585 and encodes 1194 amino acids. The record is from RefSeq and is a predicted model, not a curated record. Gene Ontology annotation, cellular component: intracellular membrane-bounded organelle. The transcript has 4 exons. NCBI's taxonomy places the organism in Eukaryota, Fungi, Ascomycota, Sordariomycetes, Hypocreales, Ophiocordycipitaceae. Gene Ontology annotation, molecular function: phosphatidylinositol binding.